AUGCGCGGUGCGGGUCCGCUUAACGUGGGGAACAUUUGGCGAAAGCUUCAAUCGGUCAAGUUCAGCCGGAAGUGCUUCAUGGCGGCGCUCAGCUCCGUCGCCAAGAACCUGGGGACAUAUAUGCCCAUAGGCACGACCACUGUCUACAGCGUGCUGGUUCCACUGGUUUUCUCAAAUGAGACAGGAGCCAUCGACUCCGUAUGCAACUUUGACAAGGUUCCCGUUGCUGCAAGCACCAGAGGGCUGCUCAGCCUGAUUAUUGCGGUCCUGGGAGUGAUUUGCAUGUUAGCUCCGUUCGUGGUCUUCAACUACGGUGCUGACCCCGCAUACUCCUUCCUCCUCUGGCAAAGGACAACAACGCAGUUAAGUGCGGAGGCUGCCCGCAAUGAAGCCAACAUUGCCCUAGAACAGGCUUUAAAAGACUGGGACAAGUACACAGAGGCUGUAGGCGCCUUCAAUUCGGAAGUGAAUGCCCUGGAGGCGGGGUCGACGUUACAGGAGCCCUUCAGCACCAAGAGGGAAGCGGUCCAUGACUUGAAAAUAAUAGCGGAAGCAAGUCGGAAGGCCGCAGACCGCGCGCAGGAGCGGGCUAACACCGCACGCACCGGCCAAGUCUCGCGGAGUGCGGUCCACUACGCCCGCUCGGCUCUGAGCAUCACGGCGUUUCUGACGUUUGCGCUCCUGUCGCCGUCGAGUACCAGCUGCCUCUUCAAGGGGAAGAUCCCCGACAGCGUCGUGCGCGUGCUGCCCAUUGUAGUUGGCGUCGUCCUGGCGGUCGUCGCGGGGUUCCUGCCGGCGCCCAAACCGGGCGAGGCGUGGCCGUUCGACGCCCCGUCCCAGGGGACUACGGCCCUGCCGCUGGUGAUCGCGGCCGAGCUCAAGAAGCAGAAGGAAGACGCGCUGAAGCAGAUCCAAGAAGCCGCGGACGCCGCGACGCAGUCGAGGACUGCUCCUCCUCAGACGGCGGAGCCUGCUGCCACAGCUCCCGCGACUGAGCCGGAGCGGCCUAAUCCAUCGCGCUCGCAGUCGGAGCUGCCUGAUCCAUCGCGCCAUCCGUCGGAGCUGCCUGCUCCCCCGCGCCCUCAGUCGAACACUGCCACUCGCGCGACUGAGGAGAGUGGUACUCACGUGAUGAAUAACCAUUUGAGUGCUUAA
Messenger RNA from Klebsormidium nitens, 1155 nucleotides. The record is from the annotation of a GenBank genome assembly. NCBI's taxonomy places the organism in Eukaryota, Viridiplantae, Streptophyta, Klebsormidiophyceae, Klebsormidiales, Klebsormidiaceae.